AUGGAUGUGUUGGCGAAUAUUGACCCGACCUCGUCGAAUAGCACGACGGCCGAUCCGUUUCGUCCGUCGUUCUUUGAGCUGAUCGCGCAGGAGCAGCUGUCGGACUUGCUCAAGCCGGCGAUUCGGUACGUCCUCACUGUCCUAGCGCAGCGCCAUCCACGGUAUUUGCUCCGCAUUGUGCACCGAUUUGACGAGCUGUACAUGGUGCUUAUGCUCGCUGUAGAGCGGCACUACUUGCGUACAUGGAACGCAUCGUUCACAGAGCACUUUUAUGGCUUGCGUCGGCGACGCCGUCCAGCUGUAUCGACGCAGCGCCUCGACGCGAGUGUGCCGCCGAACAAGCUGCAAGCAGCGCGGCAGCUGCGCGACCGCGACGUGAACUGGUCGGUCUUUUUCCUCGUGGGUCUGCCGUACCUCGAGGCCAAGGUCACAGACUACUGGGAGCGCAUGGGCGGCGGUGCGGUCGUCGAUGGAGACGACUUGUGGGGAGACGACGACGACGACGACGAGCCUCAUCCAGCUCGGCGAGAAACGCUCGAGGAGCGCCGUCGUCGACAGUGGAUCUCUCUUGUGCGCCGCGGGUAUCCGUAUGCCCAAGUGGCCUUCCAGCUGUGGAUGCUCGCCUACCACAUCCGCUACCUGUUUGGACGCACGCCGUACUGGCGCCCAUGGCUCGCGGCGAUGCGUGUCGACGUGCGCCGGGCGAUGGGCAACGAGGCGCCGUUGCGUGUCGGCGCCUCAGCGCAGCGCCUGCCCCCCUUCACGCGGUAUCCAUGUCUGUUCGCGUACCUCGUUGCGUGCAAAGGCACAGCGCGUGUGCUGGACGCGCUCAAGUACGCACUGCCCGCCGCCAUCUUUGUCUUUAAAUUUCUCGAGUGGUGGUACAGCCCACAGAACCGCCGGCGCCGUGGCGACAGUGAUGGCGACGCGAUCAAGCGUAUUGGCGCGCCGGCCAUCUUGCCGCCGAGCCCCCAGGGCGUCGUGUAUGCGCCGCUGCCGACGUACCGCGCGCCGCCUGUGCUCUUCCGGCACGAGGGCGCCGAGGUGGCGCAGGACGCGUCAGCGCCCGUGCUGCUCCACUAUAGCUGCCCGCUGUGUGGCGCGGCGCCGAUGCACAAUGCGAGUGUCUUGGCGUCGGGCUAUGCGUGUUGCUAUGCAUGUGCGACAGACUAUGUCGACAAGUGGCACAGGUGUCCUGUGACGCAUAUGCCUUUGCCGGGUGGCGUGGAGCAGAUCCGGCGGGUGCUCGUCUAG
Molecule: messenger RNA, 1254 nt
Organism: Malassezia restricta
Lineage: Eukaryota; Fungi; Basidiomycota; Malasseziomycetes; Malasseziales; Malasseziaceae
Product: peroxin-12
Exons: 1
Coding region: 1-1254 (417 amino acids)
Biological process (GO): protein monoubiquitination; protein import into peroxisome matrix
Cellular component (GO): peroxisomal membrane; peroxisomal importomer complex
Molecular function (GO): protein binding; zinc ion binding; ubiquitin-protein transferase activity
Source: RefSeq, a predicted model, not a curated record